UCCUCCCGGCGGCGGUGGCGGGGAGACGGAGGGAAGAUGUCGGCGCUGCUGCGGUGCGGCUCCAGCUGUAGGCCCAGGCUCAGGCUCGGGCCUGGCGUCCCGCCGCUGCCGCUGCUGCUGCUGUGGUGCGUGUGGGUGAGCGGGUUGCCGGCGUCGGGCCGCGCACAGGCCGAACUCACCCUCCGUGACGUGGGCGGCCUCCGUGGAUCAAACUGCUCAACACGCUUGCACAACGGCAGGCUGCCACUAUCGCAUGAAGGUCAAGUACGGAUCCGGAAGUGGCCAGCAAUCUGUCACUGGAGUAACGGAGGCAGACGACAGCAACAGUUAUUGGAGGAUACGCGGGAAAAGCGACCUUGUUUGCCAGCGGGGGAACCCCAUCAAAUGUGGCGAGACCAUCCGCCUGACCCACGUCAACACGGGCCGCAACCUGCACAGUCAUUACUUCACCUCACCUUUGUCAGGGAACCAGGAGGUGAGUGCCUUUGGCGAGGACGGAGAAGGUGACAACCUGGACGACUGGACUGUGGUGUGCAGUGAGAUGUACUGGGAUAGAAAGAAUCCAGUGAGGUUUCAGCACACGAUCACUGAGGUCCUGCUGUCCAUUACAGGGGAACAGUACGGGAGGCCGAUAAACGGCCAGCGGGAAGUCCACGGCAUGCAGUAUUCAAACCAAUACAAUUCCUGGAAAGCGAUGGAAGGGAUUUUCAUGAAACCUAUGGAGGGUUCCAAGGCUGGAAAUAUCCAUUCGGAACUAUAAUAAGCGAUCAUGAAUGCU
Amblyraja radiata (thorny skate) is the source of this 778-nucleotide messenger RNA. RefSeq names its product stromal cell-derived factor 2-like. The coding region runs from base 254 to 760 and encodes 168 amino acids. The transcript has 3 exons. The record is from RefSeq and is a predicted model, not a curated record. NCBI's taxonomy places the organism in Eukaryota, Metazoa, Chordata, Chondrichthyes, Rajiformes, Rajidae.